AGCACCCACUCCCCCCGCCGCUCGCUCGUACACCCACGCACAAAACCCUCGCCGUCUCCAACGGCGGCGGCGGCCAUGGCCCACCAGAACCCCACGCCGUUCGUCUACCUCGACGCCGCCGCUGCAGCCGACGCUCGCCGCCGCGGCAUGGACCCUCACGUGCUGGAGCAGACCACGCAGGACCUCCUCAAGUUCCUCUACAUGUGCCUCCCCGACACGCUCGUCUACGCCGGCGCCGCCCUCUCCGCGCUCCCCGCCUCCUCCGGCGACGCCGAAGACCGCAUCAGUGCCCUCCCCUUCGGGCUCCUCCGCAACAUCGUCUCCCGCCUCCCCGCCAAGGACGCCGCGCGCACCUCCGUGCUCUCCCGCCGCUGGCGCCCCGUCUCGCGCUGCACGCCGCUCGCCCUCGCCGACGCGCACCUUCUCUCGGGCGUCCUCGAGGGCUUCCGCCAGCCCGCGCGCGCCGACACGCCGGCGCUCGCCGCCACCGUCUCCCGCGCCGUCGCCGCGCACCCCGGACCCUUCCGCGCCGUCCACCUCGUCUGCGGCUACUACGCCGACGCCGACCGCCAGCGGGAGCUCGCGCGCUGGGUCCAGACGUUCGCCGCCAAAGGCGUGGAGGAGCUCGUCCUCGUCAACCGCCCGUGGCCGCUCGACGUGCCUCUCCCCGCCGCGCUUCUCGACGUCGCCACGCUCACCCGCCUUUACCUCGGCCUCUGGAAACUCCCGGGCACCUCCGCGCUGCCACACCCAAACCGUGGCGCUGCCGCGGUGUUCCCGCACCUCCGCGAGCUCGUCCUCUGCUCCAUGGAGGUGGAGAGCCGCGACAUGGAGUACCUCCUCGCCGGGAGCCCCGUCCUGGAGAACCUGGGCAUAGUGGGAGCCAGAAAGAACGUGACGCGCCUCCGCCUCGUCGGCCAGCACCUCCGGUGCGUGCAGAUCUGCUUGUCCGCAAUCGACAGCUUCGCCGUGGUGGACACCCCGAGCCUCGAGCGGCUCUUCCUGUGGGAAACCAUGGUGCUCGACGGCUCCUGUGCUAGGCUCAGGAUCGGCAAAGCACCCAAGCUGCGUGUACUUGGAUACUUGAAUCCUGGAAUUCACAUGCUGGAGAUCCGCAACACCGUCAUCAAUGCCGGGAUAAAGGCAAGCCCAAGCACAAUGGUCCCGGGCAUCAAGAUCCUAGGAUUAAGUGUGCGUUUUGGAGUCCGCAAUGAUGUCAAGAUGUUGCCCACCUUCCUCAGAUGCUUUCCUAAUGUUGAUGUUGGAUUAAUCUUGAUGAUGCAGGCCAUGCUCGAUGCGGAGGAUGUGUGGGAGGCGAUUGAACCGGAGGCGGGGUUGGCGAUCGACGUGAAGAAAAACAAGAAGGCGAGGUCGUGUCUGCUUCAGGCACUCCCGGAGGAUCUUCUCAUGGAGGUUGCCGGGAAGAAGACGGCGCAAGAGGUGUGGGAGAGCCUCAAGACGAGGUUCGUCGGCGCCGAUCGAGUGAAGGAGGCACGGUUAUAG
Messenger RNA from Panicum virgatum (switchgrass), 1503 nucleotides. RefSeq lists its product as uncharacterized. The record is from RefSeq and is a predicted model, not a curated record. The coding region runs from base 76 to 1503 and encodes 475 amino acids. The transcript is spliced from 3 exons. NCBI's taxonomy places the organism in Eukaryota, Viridiplantae, Streptophyta, Magnoliopsida, Poales, Poaceae. Gene Ontology annotation, molecular function: protein binding.